Messenger RNA from Scophthalmus maximus (turbot), 1964 nucleotides. RefSeq names its product tumor necrosis factor, alpha-induced protein 8-like 2b (gene tnfaip8l2b). Gene Ontology annotation, biological process: regulation of apoptotic process. The coding region runs from base 384 to 944 and encodes 186 amino acids. The transcript is spliced from 3 exons. Lineage: Eukaryota; Metazoa; Chordata; Actinopteri; Pleuronectiformes; Scophthalmidae. The record is from RefSeq and is a predicted model, not a curated record. Gene Ontology annotation, cellular component: cytoplasm.
GAGAGACUGAGAGAGAGAAAGAGAGAGAGAGUGUGUGUGUGUGUGUGUGUGUGAGUGAGACGCACACACACAGGCUGAGGGGUGUGUCAUAGCAACUUAGUUCCUCAAGGAAGUACAACUCAACACUAUCUCGAGACGGUGUGGUUAGUGAGCGAGGCGCUGCGGGAGGGCCGUUUCUCCCGGGUUCUGGUUCCGCUCGCGGUGAAGAUGGAGGGAUCUCGUUAAAGUCGUCCGGCCGGUGCUGUCAAACACACAGAGAGGAAGAGAGAGGGAGAGAGAGACAGAGAGAGAGAGAGAGAUCUGACAGAGAAGAGGAGGGAGGAGGACCCACAUCACACACACACACACAGACAGACACACACAGGCCAAAAAGAAAGCCAACCAUGGACGCCUUCAGCUCCAAGGACAUGGCCAUGAAGGCCCAGAAGAAGAUCCUCAGCUCCAUGGCCAGCAAGAGCUCUGUGCAAAUGUUCAUCGACGACACCACCAGCGAGAUCCUGGACGAUCUGUACCGCAUCUCCAAAGAGUACUCGGGAAACAAGUCGGAAGCUCAGAAGGUGAUCAAAAACCUCAUCAAGAUCGCGGUGAAGAUGGGCGUGCUGUUCAGAAACAACCGCUUCAGCACCGAGGAGCUGGGAGUGGCCCAGGAGUUUAAGAAGAAGCUGCAUCAAGGGGCGAUGACGGCCAUCAGCUUCUACGAGGUGGACUUCACCUUCGACAAGGCAGUGAUGGAAGAGCUGCUGACAAACUGCAGGGACCUGCUGCUGAAGCUGGUCAACACCCACCUCACCCCUAAAUCGCACGGUCGCAUCAACCACGUCUUCAACCAUUACUCUGACCCGGAGCUCCUGACCAAGCUGUACGACCCCAGUGGCCCCUUUCGACCCCACCUCACCAGGAUCUGCAAGGGACUAAACAAACUUGUGGACGAGGGCACGAUAUGACAGAGACAACAGGCGUCGGUCGGACACUGGGAGCGCUACAGGCGGACUCACCUUGAGACUCUGAACUGCUGGACAAAACCGGUCUGAAGCUGCCGCUGAGGACCGGCGACGUAAGACGAGUUACGUCAGAACAAAAUCUGCUGUACCAUCAAAGAACAUGUGGGAUAAAAAUGAGAGGUGGUUCAGUCAUUCCUUUUUUUUUUAAGUUUAAAGGUGAUAUAUAUCCACAGACAACUUGAAUAUAAAAUCUUUUACAGUUUUUUUUUUUAGAUGAUGAAACGUCAUCUGAUUUUUGAUAUUUUAAAAGUUACUACUGAUAUUGUUAUGCAUUGCGGAGAGGAGGAGUGAAAACAGCUGGACAGAGUGCAUAAAGAAAACAAGUCAGGGAACAUUGCCACUGUAGUGCAGCACUGCCAUCUGGUGGUCAAAGUGAUGCAACGCAACGUACUGUUCAGUUUCUUUACUCGGGCGUCCAGAAGACAGUGCAGCCAAUAAUACAGCAGAUAACCUCACAGUGGACGAUAACUCCCAGCGUUACUCUGCAGUUACAAGCAUCACUGCUCUCACAGGGUGUUGACGGCACGAGCUUCAGUCCAAAUCCCAUAAUUCAUGUUUUCCUGAAUAAUGUGUUGCAGUCAUUGACCGAGAUUAAGGCGGUUGUUAUUCUUCGGUUUUCCAUGACAAAAACAUUUGAUUUUCAACAUCCUGAACGGACAUUCCACCUCAUGUAACAGUCAAAUGUUGUAAUUUAGUGUUUUACUGCACAUACAUAGGAUUAUCCUAUUGCUUAAGCAAUAACGUGGAGAGAAGUCAAGGUACAAAAAAGCGAACAGGACGUUUUUGAAAGAUGAAGAGGUCAUGACAGACUGCAGUUUCCAACCGAGCCCAAACAUUUAAACGACUAAAUAAAGUUAGAUCUGAACCAAAACAGGGGAUCAACACUUUUGUCUUUAAGAAGAAAAUAUAAAAAGUGAAUCAAAAACUUUUCCAUGAAUAAAAAACAUUUCUGCUGUGAAAAUA